Perkinsus marinus ATCC 50983 is the source of this 174-nucleotide messenger RNA. RefSeq lists its product as hypothetical. The record is from RefSeq and is a predicted model, not a curated record. The transcript is spliced from 2 exons. Lineage: Eukaryota; Perkinsozoa; Perkinsida; Perkinsidae. Bases 1 to 174 code for a protein of 57 amino acids.
AUGGUUUACGGUGCCAGGCACGUUGGACAGAUUGAGGUUCAUAUGCAAGCUGCCAUUAUGCAAAGGCCUGUUGGUGUUGAGUAUGAUCCCGGCAACAUCUCUAUGAACUCUAUCGAUUGUGUAGUCCUAGGGAUGCUUCCAUCACAGCAGCAAGCAAGAGGGAGCCGCAAGUGA